AAAAGGCCACAGCGGCCGGACCUGCGCACAGAAAAACCGGCAGCCAAUCAGACACAGUUGUUAUUUCAGGAUAAAAUUCAUCCAGGAUGUUUCUGAGGACCCUGGCGCUCGUCUUUCUGACACUUCUCCUCUGCACAGGUGCUGAAGACAAAUCCAGGCUCCACAGGAGGCCCUCCUGUGUUGGGAUGAGCGUCACUCAGGCUUGUCCGCUGAAUUACUCUCCGGUGUGUGGCAGCGACGGCGUCUCUUACCCCAACGAAUGCUCGCUGUGCGUCCAGCGACUGGAGAAAAAUGCAGACAUUUUGAUUGUGAGAGACGGACCGUGCUGAGGAUGACGCCCUGAUGACGUCACACCCACGCGCAUCAUUAAUGAAUGUAGCUUUUAGCAUGUAGCAUUCAAAUAUGAACGCUGGUGAAUGCAGACAUAUUUAAUGAAAACUGCAUCAGAAAUUGUCUGUGUGUUUUCAUAUUUCUGUAAACCUUUUACAUUCAGCUUCUGAUCAAUAAAGAUCUUAUUUUCCUCUGAGUUAUGUUUCACUAAUUUCUACAAGAUAUUGUUUAUGUUUUUCUCAAUGUUUGAUGCUAUAAUGUCCAUCACUAAUAUUCAUACAAGAAGAUGUAUUUCUAGAAAAUGAAUGUAGCACACAGGAAUAAGCUUGUUAUUACAUGUUAAUUACACUUUGAGUCUGCUGCAUUGAAGCACAUUUUGUGUUUGCCUAACUUUCUGACCUGGAUCUUUAAGUCUUUAAACAAUUCGCCUUCUUCUUCGUCUUCUACUCCCUUUAUUUCGGGAGUAGAAGACGAAUUAAGAUUAGUCUGAAGCCAAUCUGAAGCCGUUUUAAAAACAAAAGUAGCAAUGAAAGGACAUCUCCCUUACAGAUAUAUUUUAGGCUGCAACAUUUCCUGUCUUCCCUAAGACGGUUGCUACUUUUUAAAAUGUUAUUUUUAAUUAAAUGCUUUCAUCAGAUAAGUUUAUUAUCUUUUUGAAUGUCUUCAGUAAUCUCUCCCUAUGGGUUUUAUCUGACUUAAUUCACUGAGAAACU
Messenger RNA from Xiphophorus maculatus (southern platyfish), 1043 nucleotides. RefSeq names its product probable pancreatic secretory proteinase inhibitor. The transcript has 4 exons. Bases 87 to 329 code for a protein of 80 amino acids. The record is from RefSeq and is a predicted model, not a curated record. Gene Ontology annotation, molecular function: protein binding; serine-type endopeptidase inhibitor activity. NCBI's taxonomy places the organism in Eukaryota, Metazoa, Chordata, Actinopteri, Cyprinodontiformes, Poeciliidae.